Messenger RNA from Hibiscus syriacus, 506 nucleotides. Its product is annotated as NADH dehydrogenase [ubiquinone] iron-sulfur protein 5-B. Lineage: Eukaryota; Viridiplantae; Streptophyta; Magnoliopsida; Malvales; Malvaceae. The record is from RefSeq and is a predicted model, not a curated record. Gene Ontology annotation, biological process: mitochondrial respiratory chain complex I assembly. The transcript has 2 exons. Bases 46 to 297 code for a protein of 83 amino acids.
UUUAGUCGAGUUCACCAAAGGCAGGUCCGAAAGAGGAAGAGAGAGAUGGCAUCUGGUUGGGGAAUCAAUGGCACCAAAGGCAGGUGCUACGAUUUCUGGGUUGACUUCAGCGAGUGCAUGUCCCGUUGCAGAGAGCCCAAGGACUGCGCUCUCCUCCGCGAAGACUAUCUCGAAUGCCUCCACCAUUCCAAAGAGUUUCAGAGAAGGAAUCGAAUUUAUAAGGAAGAGCAACGUAAAUUGAGAGCUGCUGCACGGAAAAACAAGGACAGUGCAGAUGGUGUUCACCAUCAUGCAUAGUGAUAGUUUGUGAUCCUUUAAAUUUCCAAGAAUAAUAAUGCAUGGAGAUUGUUGUUUUUAUUUUAUUUUAUUUUUUUGUUGGCAUUUUUCUAAAUGACCUUGGUUUCCCCAUCCUUGGAAAGAACAUUGUUGUUUUGAGCCUGUGCAACAGAGGCAAUGAUGAAAUAUUUCACCACAACACCCUGGGUGUGGCAGCACCAUUGAUUUGA